Molecule: messenger RNA, 770 nt
Organism: Tupaia belangeri chinensis (Chinese tree shrew)
Lineage: Eukaryota; Metazoa; Chordata; Mammalia; Scandentia; Tupaiidae
Product: DNA excision repair protein ERCC-8
Biological process (GO): proteasome-mediated ubiquitin-dependent protein catabolic process; protein polyubiquitination; transcription-coupled nucleotide-excision repair
Cellular component (GO): Cul4A-RING E3 ubiquitin ligase complex; nucleotide-excision repair complex
Molecular function (GO): protein binding
Source: RefSeq, a predicted model, not a curated record
CUAAGUCCUGUCAUGGCAGCGUCCAGCGCUGGAGCCGGUGUGAGAGAACGCGAUGCUCGGUUUUUUGUCCGCGCGACAAGCGGGUUUGGAGGACCCUCUUCGCCUCCGGAGAGUGGAGUCCACCAGGAGGAUUUUAGCACUGGAGUUAAACAAAGACAGAGAUGUUGAAAGGAUCCACAGCUGUGGAGUUAACACCCUUGACAUUGAACCCGUUGAAGGGAGAUACAUGUUAUCAGGUGGCUCAGAUGGUGUCAUUGUGCUUUAUGACCUUGAGAACUCCAGUAGACAACCUUUCUACACAUGUAAAGCAGUGUGUUCUGUUGGCAGAAACCAUCCUGAUGUUCAUAAAUACAGUGUGGAGACUGUACAGUGGUAUCCUCAUGACACAGGCAUGUUCACAUCAAGUUCAUUUGAUAAAACUCUGAAAGUAUGGGAUACAAAUACGUUACAAAUUGCAGAUGUAUUCAAAUUUGAGGAAACAGUUUAUACUCAUCAUAUGUCUCCAGUUGCCACCAGGCAUUGUUUGGUAGCAGUUGGUACUAGAGGACCCAAAGUACAACUUUGUGACUUAAAGUCUGGAUCCUGUUCUCACUUCCUACAGGGUCACAGACAAGAAAUAUUGGCAGUUUCCUGGUCACCACGUUAUGACUAUAUCUUGGCAACAGCAAGUGCUGACAGUAGAGUAAAAAUAUGGGAUGUGAGGAGAGCAUCUGGAUGUUUGAUUACUCUUGAUCAGCAUAAUGGGAAAAAGUCACAAGCUGCUGAAUCAG